Molecule: messenger RNA, 1111 nt
Organism: Mizuhopecten yessoensis (Yesso scallop)
Lineage: Eukaryota; Metazoa; Mollusca; Bivalvia; Pectinida; Pectinidae
Product: ectonucleotide pyrophosphatase/phosphodiesterase family member 5-like
Exons: 2
Source: RefSeq, a predicted model, not a curated record
UGUAGUGACAUAUGACAACAAACACAUCCACGUUGGUGUCUUGUGUUUAAGUACGAAUCGCGAGUUUCCUGCUGUAGCGAAUACACUGCAGUUGUUGAUAUGUCGUUCUACAGUAGAUCAAUGACAUUGGUGGCUUUAAUUGCUACGUUUAUUUAUUGUUCAUGCCACCCAAGUCCUCGGUGUUUGCUAAUUUCGUUUGAUGGAUUUCGUUGGAACUAUCUGAAUGACAACACAUCCACACCAAACUUUAACAAGAUAAUAAAGAACGGUGUGACUGCUACACGUGGAGUAGUGAACGCUUUCAUCACCAAGACGUUCCCAAACCAUUACAGCAUCGUGACAGGCUUGUAUGAGGAGAGCCACGGUAUAGUUGGGAACACUAUGUACGAUCCCCUCUACAAGGAGGUGUUCCACAUCAACAACCAAAAACAGGUCACCGAAUCUAAGUGGUUUGACAACGGAGGGGAGCCUGUGUGGGUGACAAAUCAGAGACAGGCAAAUAUGCAUCGCAGUGGCGUGAUGUAUUGGCCUGGGGACGCAGCGUCUGUAAAGGGUUUUCUGCCAUACAGGUAUGAGGUAUACAACCCGGAUGUAACAAACAAAAGUAGGGUUGACAAAGUUAUUGACUGGUUCACAGACGAGUAUCCUAUCAACCUUGGUCUGCUGUACUUUGAACAGCCAGAUACCCUAGGACAUGAGGUUGGGCCAGAUUCUCCAGAGAUGAAGAAAAUGAUUGAAGCCCUAGAUGAAGUUGUUGGGUAUCUUUUGCAAAAAAUUGAAGAGCAUGACUUAGGAGAUCUAAAUGUGAUUAUUACAAGUGACCACGGAAUGUCUUCCACACCAAAGUCAAAGAUCAUUGACUUAGAUAAGCAUAUCAGUCCAUUAUCAUAUCAGAUAUUUUCUUCAAAUCCUAUUGGAAGUGUUCUUCCAAAUGAAGGAAUGGAAGACGAGAUUUUUAAGAACCUGUCUUCAGUGCCCAAUUUAAAGGUGUACAGGAAAGGGAAGGACAUACCUGAGAGAUUUCACUAUGAACACAACAGGCGGAUACAGCCCCUACUGCUGGUGUCAGAGGAAGGAUAUUCCUUGCGUCAUAAUAAUUCAUAUGUGCCAA